AUGGAGAAGCCUGCAGCACUCACACCAACCAUGUACAAGUUGACCAGUGAGGAUGGCAGUGAUCUUGGACCAAUGUGCGAGGGAUGGGUCACCAGGGUCAAUGUGCGCAACGACGAUGGCAGUACAUCUGGCUGGAAUUCUUUGCGAUACUGUUCCACCCUCAGACUUUUGAGUGAUUGA
Acytostelium subglobosum LB1 is the source of this 180-nucleotide messenger RNA. RefSeq lists its product as hypothetical. The record is from RefSeq and is a predicted model, not a curated record. The transcript has a single exon. NCBI's taxonomy places the organism in Eukaryota, Evosea, Eumycetozoa, Acytosteliales, Acytosteliaceae. Bases 1 to 180 code for a protein of 59 amino acids.